AUGACCUGCAAAGACACCUGGGACCAGGGAGAGGAGGCAUGGGACCAGCACGAGGAGGUGCAGGACCGGGCAGACAGAGAGUUCCAGGUUAAGCUCCUGGCCCUGGAAUAUGAGCAGGUUGAGGUGAUGGGGGCUAGCUGCCCAGGUUGUUUCCUAGAAAGUGGAUAUACACCUGCAAGCAGUCUGGUAUUGAUGGAUGGUCAAAAAUCAGCUGACAUAGGGUUAGGCUACAAGAAAAGCUGCUGGCAACGUGGCUGUUUGUGUCCUACGCCCGGCGGCGGGGCGGCGCCGGCCCCUUCCAGCAAGGACCUGAAAUUUGGGAUUGAUCGCAUUUUGUCCGCGGAGUUUGACCCCAAAGUCAAGGAAGGCAACACGCUGAGAGAUCUGACCUCCUUAUUAACUACAAGCCGCCAAACUGGGGUUCAUCUCCCCACCUUGCAGCCUUCAGCCAGCCAGUUCUUCGCGUCUCUAGAUCCCAUUAACGAGGCCGCUACUAUCCUGGGUCCCUUAAACACAAACCCAAGGAGUUCAGUUCAGCACCAGUUUCAAGACACUUUUCCAGGUCCCUAUGCCGUUUUAACGAAAGACACGUUGCCUCAGACCUACAAAAGGAAGCGUUCCUGGUCCAGAGCUGUUUUUUCCAACCUGCAGAGGAAAGGCUUAGAGAAAAGGUUUGAAAUCCAGAAAUAUGUCACCAAGCCGGACAGAAAACAACUGGCAGCAAUGCUGGGACUAACUGACGCCCAAGUAAGAGCCGCUUUAUGUUGUUUCCUUCACUUCAAUCCGGUCAGAUGCACUUAGAUGCAUUUUAAAAUCUCCCCC
This is a messenger RNA of Gavialis gangeticus (Gharial), 822 nucleotides long. It is a transcript of the gene HLX, whose product is annotated as H2.0 like homeobox. NCBI's taxonomy places the organism in Eukaryota, Metazoa, Chordata, Crocodylia, Gavialidae. Gene Ontology annotation, molecular function: sequence-specific DNA binding. The record is from RefSeq and is a predicted model, not a curated record. Bases 1 to 801 code for a protein of 266 amino acids. The transcript has 5 exons.